Molecule: messenger RNA, 495 nt
Organism: Racocetra fulgida
Lineage: Eukaryota; Fungi; Glomeromycota; Glomeromycetes; Diversisporales; Gigasporaceae
Source: the annotation of a GenBank genome assembly
AGCAUGCUGAUAACUUUAAAAAACAAUUUGAUAGUCAAAAUUUCUACGUAGAACUUCAAGAAAAUAUGGGUAUAGAAUUUCAGGGAAGCAUUGUCGUAGAACCUCAAGAAAAUAUGGGUGUAGAAUUUCAGGGAAGCAUUGUUGUAAAACCUCAAGAAAAUAUGGAUGUAGAAUUUCAGAGAAGCAUUAUCGUAGAACCUCAAGAAAGUUUAGAAUCAGAAUUUCAAGGAAGUGUGAGUGUAGAAUUUCAUGAUAGUGCGGAUGUAGAAUUUCACGAUAGUAGGGAUGUAGAAUUUCACGAUAGUACGGAUGUAGAAUUUCACGAUAGUACGGAUAUAGAAUUUUACGAUAGUGCAGAUGUAGAAUUUCACAAUAGUACGGAUGUAGAAUUUCACGAUAUUAUGGGUGUAGAAUUUCACGAUAGUACCGGUGUAGAAUUUGACGAUAGUACGGGUGUAGAAUUUCAAGAUAUUAUGAAUAUAGAUCCUCAAGAAA